CCUAGCAUGGCAAGUUUUGGGUCUCUCUCCCGCAUAGCUGUGGUGUUAGCUAUGGCUCUGUUGAUGGUUGCAUCAAGCUACGGUCAAAUCAGCACGCCGUGUAACGCAUCAAUGGCAGGGAGUUUCUUCACACCUUGUAUGAAUUUUCUGACAAAUAGCAGCGGCAAUGGAACCUCGCCGACGACGGAGUGCUGCAGUGCCCUCAAGUCCCUCACAAGUGGAGGCAUGGAGUGUUUGUGUCUCAUUGUCACCGGCAGCGUUCCCUUCAGAAUACCCCUCAAUCGAACCAUAGCCAUUUCUCUCCCUCGUGCCUGCAACAUGCCCGGGGUCCCACUCCAAUGCAAAGCCUCGGGUUCACCACUUCCUGCUCCUGGACCAGUGUCUCUCGGACCUUCACCUUCGCCUGCAUCAGCUUCCUCUGGAUUUUCUCCAACCCCUAGUCCUCAAGGUUCCACUGUUCUCCCCUCACCAACUUCACCGUCUCUGGCACCACAAUCUGACACACCUUCUUCUCUUUUGACUCCACCAUCUCCGUCGGCGGAUUCUGGUAACCCAUCUGUUUCAACGGGAAGUGGCCGCACUAAUGUCACUCCAUCAUCUGCCAUGACAUCUUACAAUGCCCCACCUUAUCUUCUCUUCAUUGCACUCGGAUUUGCUGUUCUCAAAUAUUACUAGGUUGUAUGUUUGGAGCAUCUUGAAAACACCAAACAUAUAUAUUUAUAUAUAUUCUUUCCGGUGUGUCUUUUUGUUAGAUUUAAGAUGGUUCCGACCCCGCAUUUGGGGAAUAUUUAUUCAUCAUAAAGUUUUUGCUUGGUAAUGCUUUUUUUUUUGUUGAUGAACUUUUGUGUUGUAAUGUAUAUAUUAAAAGUUUGGAAACUGAAGUUCUUUGUUAUUUCUUCAGCCUCCAAGUUUGUUCACUUAUUAUCU
Molecule: messenger RNA, 927 nt
Organism: Vigna angularis (adzuki bean)
Lineage: Eukaryota; Viridiplantae; Streptophyta; Magnoliopsida; Fabales; Fabaceae
Product: non-specific lipid transfer protein GPI-anchored 20
Exons: 4
Coding region: 7-675 (222 amino acids)
Source: RefSeq, a predicted model, not a curated record